Molecule: messenger RNA, 1194 nt
Organism: Peronospora farinosa
Lineage: Eukaryota; Oomycota; Peronosporomycetes; Peronosporales; Peronosporaceae
Source: the annotation of a GenBank genome assembly
AUGACAAACUUCUGGCGAGUGACAUCUGCAGACGACGAGGACGGCGAUACUGCGUCCUCGAUCUCGGAUGUAUUUACAACUAUGCUUAAUGUGAAUGAGGACAUUAUUACAGCGACAGCUGAAUGCCAAGCAGACGGAGACAUUAGUGGACUCAUUGCCUACCAGUGCAUUCUCCAUCGGGAUCUAAUGGAAAUGGCCGAGUUCAUUGACUCCAUCUUUGGUGUCUAUAGCAGUAUUCACACUAUCAACAAUAGCACUAGUGAUACUACUAGUAGUACACUACUGCAGCAAAAGAAGAGUGAUGAGUCGGAGCAUCAUCUGAUUGAUCUGACUGCUGAAGUUGCAGAGGACAAAGCAUUUGCUCCCACAGCAGAGACUUUUCCUACGGUAGGUAAGAAGAAGUUGGUACGACAGAAUACACAGCGUGGUGCACUGCUUGCAGCUAUUGAAGCUGGGGAGAAGGUUCGGGAGACUCGGCGAUCCAAAGAGCAGUGGAUCAAGUCACGGCAUCAAGUGCUUGAAGAGGAAGGCGUUAGUGCAAUAACGAACAAAAACUCUAGCGGUAUGUUGGAGAUUGCCAGCACGCAAUUGGGAGAGAAGGAAACGCAACAAGAGAAUGGAGGAUUGGCGUUGGCGAAUCAGCUGCGGGCACACCAACAUGUUGCUGCGUUCUUGCAAACAUUCAACGAGACGACACCAGCAGGCCCUCCGCCCACUAUGAACGUUUUGCUUGCCAACCAGUUAGCUAUGCAUGCCACAGCUCCACCUUUGGCAGUCCCUGCUCCACUUUUGCCAUCAAUGUCGGUAGCAACCAUUGCUGCUGCGACAAAACCGAUUAAGCCAAGCACAGCCGGAGAUAGUACCCCCAAGAUCGCGCUGCCGCCAGCACAUUCCAUGUAUGAUAUGCUCUUUUCUUUAUCAGGGAUAUUUAAUCCGCAAGCCACCGCAGGAUUUAUGCCACUGCUGCCGUGGCAGCAGCAAGCUCGAACAGCAAUGCCCGCUCGAACUUCAGUGAAGACGCCUUAUUUAAAAAGGAUGUGUGAAUCAUGUCGUAAGCGGCAUUUUAGUGUUCGUCAAUGCCGUCUCGUGCUUCAACAUUCAGAUCCUGAGUGGCAACCUGCACAGCCGCCACCAGCCAAUCGACGACGGAGGCGCAAGCAAUCCGCUUCCAAUACCACCAAACAAGUAACUUAA